Messenger RNA from Copidosoma floridanum, 3309 nucleotides. It is a transcript of the gene eco, whose product is annotated as Establishment of cohesion. Gene Ontology annotation, molecular function: protein-lysine-acetyltransferase activity. The record is from RefSeq and is a predicted model, not a curated record. Gene Ontology annotation, cellular component: nucleus; chromatin. Gene Ontology annotation, biological process: mitotic sister chromatid cohesion. Lineage: Eukaryota; Metazoa; Arthropoda; Insecta; Hymenoptera; Encyrtidae.
UUGAUUAUGAUUGCUAGCCAAAAAAUAAUUUUAUUAUAUGUUAUACUUGAUACCUUACUGGCAAUCAAUUGUUUUUAAUUAUUUUUCAUUGUAAUUUUUCUUAGGCUUACUCUUAAAGCAUGUAUGCUCUAAGGGCUUACUUCAGCUCAUACAGUUCGAGUGGCCGCCGUUUGAGAUCUUAAUUUAAUACUUAUAAAACUUACUAAGUAGAUCGUUUGACAUUUUCUUCGCUUGAUUCAUUUUGUAUUUAUGUUUUAUGCUCUAUAGUAUAUUAUUCCUAUAUCUAUAAUCUAUUGCAAGAGAGUGCAGUGGAACUUUCAGUAAUAACUGUUUAGUUUUAGGGUGAUUCAGAAGAACGACUUAAUUGUCAUGCCCCAUCAUGUCCUUGGACAGAGUUACCACAACAUUUUGGCACACUGCUCGAGCAAACGCAGCCUUUUCCGGGAACAAGAGAAGUCCUGUGAGGAAGCUAAUAAUGUCUCAGAUAUCAAAGAUGUGGAUUCAGACCUAGGUCCCAUGUCACCACUGGUCCUGACAGACCAAAGCAGUUGUGACAGCUCUCCCGGUCGACACUUUGUGUCCCCUCUGCCAACACCUGAAAAGUUGCCACUUAUUCCACUAACUAAUUGGAGCCGUGAACUAACGCGUAACCGUUGCCCUGUUAUCUCUGUAAGUGACGACAUGAACGAUGAUGAUGUAGUCCCAGAGACGCCCUGUAAGAUUACCAAGGAGCAUCAACAGUUACAAACGCAGUUUCAAGCAAUCCGUGAAAAUCGAAUGAUCACACCUAUUGGCUCGCAGUGCAACAAUGCAGCUGUUCCAAAGUUGCACAGGAGGAAGUCGGUUGGAAUGACGGGUAAUCAACCAUUAGAUGAGUGUACAUCGCCUGAAAUCAAGAAAUGCAGCUUUAAGAGGUGCUUGCUGGAUGAUUCAGUCCGAUUUUCAAGCUCCAAGACGGAGAAAAGCGAUAAGGUGUUAAUGGCGGUGCCUAGGGCCAGGGCUGCCCUGUUUCGAGAUUCGAAGCUUAAGGUGGAAGGCAUAAGGAAUAAUAAAGCCGAAGGACCCGCCUUCACCCUGACUGCAAAGUCAUUUUAUAAAUCUAACAAUGAGACAUUGCGAAAGUAUGACUUCUUGGGUUGGAGAGAGCCUGUGCAGCAACAGGGAAAAAAAAUUAAUAAACGGAAAAUAUCGCCCACAUCUCAUUUGUCUUAUCGAAAGUCUGCAAAAAAGCACAAGGGAGGGGAAAUAAAUUGUGGUGUGUGGCAUGCUGUUAAAAAGCCAAAAUUUAAGCGACAGACACUUCAAAACAAAUUAACACAGCUUAAUGAGAAACAGACGAAAACUGAUCAAGUCGUUAAAAGCAAAGUCCACAAAGAGAACUUGUUUCUAAAAACUAAUGUAUACAAUACUAAACCAUCAAUUAAAGACGUGAAUAAUAAAAAAAAGCUCAAUCAAUUCACUCUUGCACAAAAUGCUAUUUCAAUCAAGGACAAAGAUUCUGAUCAUUUGUACAACGAAAGAAAGUUGGAGAGAAUUUUAUUUGACACCACUGAUUUGACGGUUGAUGAUCCCAACAUUGAAGAGUCACUUAAACAAAGCAAAGUCAACAAUAUUCUAAAAGUAUUGGAAGAUGACUGGACUGAUAAUGUGUAUAAUGAUGCCAGCGAAUCUGUUUAUAAUCUUAGCCCUAGGACUUCAUAUCAGGAUAAAUCAAACACUAUUGCAGGAAAUACAUGUAUGUCUCCUGGCAGUGAACUCAGCAAUAUGACUUCCAGUAUGAACAUUGAAGAUCUCCCAGCCUCAGUAGAAAACCAAAAUAAUAAUGAAAUGGAAAAAAAAAUUUCUAGCACUACAGCAAAAAUGACGGUUACGGAUUUGUACCCAUUAUUUUCGAAAAAAAUUUUAUCAGAAGCUUAUACAGUUCAAAACGUUUCAAGAAAACGCAAGAGAAAUACGUUUUCUUGGCUACUGUCUUCAAAACAAAACUGUACAGAUAAUCAAUACCAAAUCGAUGCUGGUCAAAAAAAUUUUGGUGCCACUCAAUGUAAAGAAUGUGGAAUAGUUUAUUAUGUUGGUGAUCUUAAUGAUGAGAAUGCCCAUUUGAAUUAUCACAAUAGUUAUAAAACCUUGAAAUUUCAGGGUUGGAAAAAUGAACGUGUGGUUUAUGCUGAUACCUACAGUUCCAGUCGAAUAGUCUUAGUGGAAUCCAAAGAUUCUAAUUCAUAUUGGAAAAAAGUUAAUGAAAUAUUAGAAAUUGUUGAUCAAGAUUUAGGACUUCCCGACACAAAACUUUCUUGUUACAGAGACAAACGGGUGUAUAUGUACAUUAGAGACAAAACUAUAUUAGGAAUUUUAGUAGCAGAGUCUGCAGAAAAAGCGUUUCGUAUGAUACCUGAAUUAAGUGAGUUGAAUUGUUGUACAUCUGAAACUUGCGCUGUAAAGUGUGGCAUAAAUGUUGUUUGGACAGCGCUGAGCCAUCGUAGACAAGGCAUAGCCACAAAACUUGUUGAUACCCUAAGAGCUACAUUCUACUAUGGUUACAUGAUGUCUCUAGAAGACUUUGCUUUCUCUGCACCAACACCAAGUGGAAAGAAAUUUGCUGAAAACUAUACAAAAACAUCUCAAUUUAAGAGACUUGGAAUACAAGGAUCAGCUCUAUACGAAAAUGUUGCAGACAAGGUUGACUACACUAACUUUUUUGAAGGGUUCCAAAUGGAAGACACAUUAUUUUCAUGGUUUCUUAUAACAGAGCUACAUGUUUGGUUGUUGAUGUUGCAAGUUAUGCAAAACAGUGAAGAUGGACUUAAACUUCGGAAUUAUAUAGUUCAAGCAAUGUGGGAUGAUUUCAAUAUUCGGGCAAAAAAAUUGGGGCAUAUUAACACAACAGUACUAAGGUCUAAUACAGAGGUAUUGUCAGAACAGUUUAAUGCUUCUAUAAUGGCAUAUGAUGAAGCAAUACAAUUCAAUGAUGUUUAUCUUGCUGGUCAUGUUUGGAGAAGAUUGCUUCAAUGCAAAAAAAAUCCUCCAGAAAAUUUAGAACGACUCAUUCAUUACAUUAGAAAACAGUUGGCCAUGUUAAACGGAAUACCCAAAGCAGAUAUUUUUUCGUCAUACCCUGACAUUACAUGGACUCAAUUGUAACAAAAAAGUUUUAAUAGUAUUUCUGUUGUAUGUUAAUGUAUGCAUACAUAAUUUGACUUACAUUAACGUAUAUAUGUAUUAAUUUAUUUUAAGUUAAUUUCGCACGAACCUAUUGAUAAACUUGAUAACGAUUAAUUGUUAAAUUGUAUAUGUUUAUUUUCCAUCGUC